Lotus japonicus is the source of this 729-nucleotide messenger RNA. RefSeq names its product protein mago nashi homolog. Gene Ontology annotation, cellular component: exon-exon junction complex; nucleus. Lineage: Eukaryota; Viridiplantae; Streptophyta; Magnoliopsida; Fabales; Fabaceae. The record is from RefSeq and is a predicted model, not a curated record. The transcript has 3 exons. Gene Ontology annotation, biological process: RNA splicing. Bases 92 to 547 code for a protein of 151 amino acids.
GGGUCCUUCAUUACAACCCAGCCCAGUAGUCAUUUCAUAACCAGAGAGAGAGAGAGUGUGAGGUUUCUCCAUUGUAGCUGAGAGAGAAACCAUGGCGACCGAAGAAGAGAACGCAGAAUUCUACCUUCGAUACUACGUCGGACACAAGGGGAAGUUCGGCCACGAGUUCUUGGAAUUCGAGUUCCGACCCGACGGCAAGCUCCGCUACGCCAACAACUCCAACUACAAAAACGACACCAUCAUCCGCAAAGAAGUUUACCUAACCCCCGCCGUCCUCCGCGAGUGCCGCCGCAUCAUCGCCGAGAGCGAGAUCAUGAAGGAAGAUGAUAAUAACUGGCCGGAGCCUGACCGGGUUGGGAGGCAGGAGCUUGAGAUUGUGAUGGGGAAUGAGCAUAUCUCGUUUACCACUUCCAAGAUUGGGUCUCUGGUGGAUGUUCAGAGCAGUGCUGAUCCUGAAGGGCUUCGCAUUUUCUACUAUCUUGUUCAGGAUUUGAAGUGCUUUGUCUUCUCUCUUAUUUCACUUCACUUCAAGAUCAAGCCUAUAUAAGAUGUUUACAAUAUUAUGCAUUCAUCCUCUUGUGGUAUAUGUACUUGUUUAACAAUCAUCCUGAUUUGCUUAGAGUUUGACAUUUGGUAGUGACAGUUUUGUAAUCGUGAAUAUCAGUUGGUUCUGCAUUGGUUACAUGAAUUGGAAAUUUCUGAAUUGAGUAGAUGGCCCUUGUACCAAAA